GCCCUUUAUAGCGAUGAAGACAUCUAUCUAUUAGACGAUCCGUUAAGUGCUGUCGACUCUGAAGUCGCGAAUCAUAUCUUCGAUAAAUGUAUUUGUGAUUAUCUAAAGACAAAAACAGUGGUAUUAGUCACACAUCAGAUCCAAUUCAUACAAAAGGCCACAAAAAUCUUGGUUCUCAAAGAGGGUCGGAGUCUAGCGUUUGGAACGCGAGCGACAAAAAAGACGAAUUUAUUGCAGAGGAAUAUAAACACAAGGGUUCAGUGGAUGGGAGAGUGUAUUGGUCGAGUAUUAAGUAGGUUCACAAAAGAUUUGGUUACAGUCGACGAGCAUAUACCCAACUGUUUGUUUAACUUGAAUAUUGACAUAUUGUAUCUGGUGGCUAUAUUUAUCGUGGUGGCCGUGAGUCCGGUGUUGGACCACUUGACCACAACUCUCAAUGGUUUGGUUACUAUCCGUGCGCUCAGAGCUCAAAAGCAUUGCCUCCAAGAGUUUUAUGACUUACAAGACAAUCAUACGUCCAGUUUCUUCAUGAAUUUGUGCGCCAAUAGGGCUUUCGGUCUUCUAUUGGAGUGCAUAUACUUAUUAUAUCUCGCAACUAUGAGUGGGGGAACGGCUGGUCUCAUAUUCUACCUAACCAUUGGUCUGUCAAUGAAUUUACAGAUGACUAUCAGAAAUACCGCAGAUUUGGAGAAUCAGAUGACAUCAGUUGAACGGAUCCUCGAAUACAGUGAACUCGAGUCGGAAGAGUCGCCUAAAGAGGCGGACAGUCGUCUCAAUGUAUCCCCCGAUUGGCCACUCGAGGGAAGCAUUCAUUUCCAAGACGUUUGUCUCACUUACGAGAACUCAACGAAUGAGACGUUAAUUGAAAUCAAUUGUGAGAUUAAAGGCGGAGAGAGAGUGGGAAUCGUCGGCCGAACCGGCGCUGGAAAGAGCUCUCUAUUGGCGGUACUC
This is a messenger RNA of Oppiella nova, 951 nucleotides long. The record is from the annotation of a GenBank genome assembly. Lineage: Eukaryota; Metazoa; Arthropoda; Arachnida; Sarcoptiformes; Oppiidae.